AUGGCCACUUUAAGAGAGCUGUUUGGUCCAGGUGUUGAGAAGCUCAAAAUCGAUCAGCGCGUCUUCCUCACGCCUUCAAACAGAAAGCUCGACGUGAACAUCGUCCAAAGCAACUAUCACAUUGAAAUUACACCUUCCGACGUUGGUCAGUAUGAUAGACUGAUUAUACAGGAUAUCCUCAAAGAAAUUGCCCAAACACAGCAAGUUGACGCUAAUGCGAAACAAAGAUUCAAAGUCGUUAUCAUUAACGAAGCUGAUCAGCUUUCUAGAGAUGCUCAAGCUGCUUUGAGAAGAACUAUGGAGAAGUACAUGUCUAACCUUCGUAUCAUUCUCUGUGCUCAAACAACGAGCAAGAUUAUAGCUCCAAUUCGAUCUCGAUGCUUGUUGGUUAGAAUCCCCGCUCCCUUACCUCCACAGAUGUCAACCGUAUUGACCCAAGUAGCUAAAAAAGAGAAGUUCCAGCUGCCUGAGGAUGUCGCCAAACAGAUCGGCAAAGAAUCAACAGGUAAUCUUCGCAAAGCUUUGCUGGUUCUUGAAGCAAUGAGAAUGCAAUCUCCGUCGUUUGAUUCAAAUGUUCAAAUUGCCAAGCCUGAUUGGCAAUCUUAUACCAUCCAAGUCGCUAAGGAAAUUACAAGCGAUCCUUCUCCAGACGGUUUGCUCAAAGUAAGAGGAAAAAUUUAUGAGCUCAUCACACAUUGCAUACCACCUACUCUCAUUCUCAAAACACUUCUUGACGUCAUUCUUACAAUGGUCGACGAUUCCAUUCGUGCAGACCUUAUCUAUUGGGCAGCAUUUUAUGAGCAUCGAAUGAGGAAAGGCUCUAAGCAGAUUUUCCAUCUUGAGGCCUUUAUCGCCAAGGUUAUGAGUAUUCACAAGGCAUUUAUGUGUGGUUUUGAAGAUUUUGAAUGA
Wallemia ichthyophaga EXF-994 is the source of this 909-nucleotide messenger RNA. RefSeq names its product Replication factor C subunit 5. NCBI's taxonomy places the organism in Eukaryota, Fungi, Basidiomycota, Wallemiomycetes, Wallemiales, Wallemiaceae. Gene Ontology annotation, molecular function: DNA clamp loader activity; DNA binding. The record is from RefSeq and is a predicted model, not a curated record. The transcript is spliced from 7 exons. Gene Ontology annotation, biological process: DNA-templated DNA replication; DNA repair. Gene Ontology annotation, cellular component: Ctf18 RFC-like complex; DNA replication factor C complex; Rad17 RFC-like complex. The coding region runs from base 1 to 909 and encodes 302 amino acids.